Centruroides sculpturatus (bark scorpion) is the source of this 1903-nucleotide messenger RNA. Its product is annotated as dihydropyrimidinase-like. The record is from RefSeq and is a predicted model, not a curated record. Gene Ontology annotation, molecular function: dihydropyrimidinase activity. Gene Ontology annotation, biological process: pyrimidine nucleobase catabolic process. Bases 315 to 1802 code for a protein of 495 amino acids. Gene Ontology annotation, cellular component: cytoplasm; cytosol. The transcript is spliced from 16 exons. NCBI's taxonomy places the organism in Eukaryota, Metazoa, Arthropoda, Arachnida, Scorpiones, Buthidae.
GGAUAUGCUACUUCACUUUAAUAAAAAAAAAAUGUAUUUCUCACUCGAAAUGUUAUUUAAAAAUUGCAAACAUAAUUUUAAAUAAAAUUACGGGUUCUUUGGGCUUCUUUCGAAAAUAAUUUAUUUAAUAACCUUCAAAAAUUUUCGCGGCAAAUCACUGGUCUAGACGUUAAGUAAUGGAAGUUUACACUGCGGCGGAGAGUAUGUGAAUGUUAUCGUUUUUCCCACAAAAACUCCUUUUUUCGAGAGAGAGAAUUAAUAAAAAAACUGAAGGUGAGAUAAACAGUUCAUCUCAUAUUUUUCUGAAGUAAAAUAUGGAUGCCAAUAAACGUUUUCAGAAAGCAAAUACUAAAUUAUUAAUUCGUAAUGGUUUAAUUACAAAUGACGAUGCUUCGUUCAGUGGUGAUGUCUAUGUAGAAAAUGGAAUUAUAUUAAAGAUUGAUAAGAAUCUAACCGUCUCAUCAGACACUAAAAUCAUAGAAGCAAAUGGAAAUUAUGUAAUUCCAGGUGGUAUUGAUCCUCAUACUCAUUUCCAGUUCCCAUUUAUGGGAACAGUAACUAUUGAUGAUUUUUAUUCUGGAACCAGAGCAGCUUUAGCAGGAGGAACUACUAUGAUAAUUGAUUUUGUAGCAGAUAAAAAUUCUUUAUUGGACGGCUAUGAGAAAUGGAGAAGCUGGGCUGAUGAAAAAGUUUGUUGUGAUUAUAGUUUACAUGUUGUUGUUGCAUCUUGGUCAGAUAAGGUGAAAAAAGAAAUAGAAAUUUUAGUAAAAGAAAAAGGAAUUAAUUCCUUUAAAAUUUUUAUGGCAUACAAAAAUAAUUUGAUGUUAAAAGAUUUUGAAAUUCUAAAAGUGUUUGAAACCUGCAAAAAUGUUGGGGCACUAGCAUUGGUUCAUGCUGAAAAUGGUGACAUCAUUGAAGAAAAUUCUAAAAAAUUACUAGAAAUGGGAAUUACUGGCCCUGAAGGGCAUUUAUAUAGCAGGCCAGAAGAAGUUGAAACUGAAGCAACACACAGAGCAAUAGUUUUGGCAAAUCAAAUGAAUUGCCCUUUAUAUGUUGUUCAUGUUAUGAGUAAAAGUUCUGCAGAUAUAAUAGCUGAAAAAAGAAAGAGAGGAAAUAUAGUUUUUGGUGAAACUCUUGCAGCGAGUUUAGGAACUGAUGGAACACCAUACUUUGACAAAUGCUGGCAUCGAUCAGCAGCUUAUAUUAUGUCACCUCCUCUUCGACCUGAUCCUACAACACCUCCAUAUCUCAUGGAUUUAUUAGCAAGUGGCGAUUUGCAAACAACAGGUAGUGACAACUGUACUUUUACUAUGGAACAAAAAGCUUUGGGAGCAAAUGAUUUUACUAAGAUUCCAAAUGGAGUAAAUGGAGUUGAAGACAGAAUGUCAGUUAUUUGGGAGAAAGGAGUGAUGACAGGUAAACUUGAUCCAUGUCGUUUUGUAGCAGUAACUAGUACAAACACAGCUAAAAUAUUCAACAUCUAUCCCCAAAAGGGUCGAAUUCAAGUGGGUUCUGAUGCAGAUAUUGUUAUUUGGAAUGGUGAUAAAACUCGAACCAUUCAGGCAAAGACUCAUCAUCAACUAGUGGAUUUUAAUGUUUUUGAAGGAAUGACAUGUCAUGGUGUUCCUAUUUAUGUUAUAUCAAGAGGAAGAGUAGUUGUGGACAAUGGAAAGUUAAAUGUUAAUCCUGGUACUGGUCGUUUUAUUCCAACUCCAUCAUAUUCUCCUUAUGUUUAUACACGAGUACAACAAAGAGAAAAAUUUAGACAGCCUAAAAAAGUUGAUCGUAAUUCUAUUGGUUAAUUGGAGAUUUAAUAUCUUAUAUACAGGUUAUACAAGAGGGCAAUAUACUCUUCUGGACUCCACCUGGUAAGAAACCUUGUUUGAAACUCCAUUCUAAAAAU